Messenger RNA from Toxotes jaculatrix (banded archerfish), 5397 nucleotides. RefSeq names its product inositol hexakisphosphate kinase 1 (gene ip6k1). Lineage: Eukaryota; Metazoa; Chordata; Actinopteri; Toxotidae. The transcript is spliced from 9 exons. Gene Ontology annotation, biological process: inositol phosphate biosynthetic process; phosphatidylinositol phosphate biosynthetic process. The record is from RefSeq and is a predicted model, not a curated record. Gene Ontology annotation, cellular component: cytoplasm; nucleus. Bases 704 to 2263 code for a protein of 519 amino acids. Gene Ontology annotation, molecular function: inositol hexakisphosphate kinase activity.
CGGAGACACUGCGUAACGUCAAACCGUGAUGUUAGCCAGUUAGCUCGCGUUAGCAUGCACGGCUACUUUAACGGCGGAUAGAGUCGAACUAACGCCAGUGUUUUCCACCAGUGUACGGGGCACAGAGCUGCAGUAAAAGAAGAGGGAGGGGGGUUUUAAAGCGAGAUGACAUGAAACGAUGGGAAGUUUUAUUUUAAUUCUAAGAUGAUUUAAGAGUCUAGCAGACUUAGCCCGCUAGCGUGUUGUCAGGCUAAGGUCAAGAAGCUGGCCAGUCUGACAGCUAACGCUAACUAACAUGGUACCUAAGAGUCUCUAAACGUGUUACAUGGCAGCUAGUCACAUAAUAACACUGCCGCUACUUAACAGUAGCACUGCCUAACAGGUUAACACUGGAACAUGGGCUGGGAUCUUUUUCAGUAUUAUGAGGAAGUGGUGACCCUACCUAACUGACACCCUGCUGCUGUUGCCCACCCCCCAGCUCUGCCCCCCAACCCCCUGUCCUGAUUGGGUCUCCGUGCUGCCGGCGGUGGAUUGGAGCACUCUGAUUGGAGGCUUUGCGAGGUGGUUUUUCGGUCUGGCGCCGCCUCCCCCCGGGGCCGGCGUGCGCUCCCAGCAGCCCGUGGUGCCCUGUGCCCCCCCCUCCCCGUCACUGCACACCAGAUCCCAUGCCCAGGGAGGAGGCGCAGUGCGUCCGCCAGGAGCCAUGUGCCUCCCUCACACCAACAACAUGGACAGCAAGCUACAGGGGGCGGGGCAGGGGGGAGGGGCUUCACUACGACCACAAGGAGGAGGCGUUCCGCUGGAGCCCUUCAUACACCAGGUGGGGGGUCACACCAGUAUGAUGCGUUAUGAUGACCACACAGUGUGUAAGCCUCUGAUCAGCAGAGAGCAGCGCUUCUACGAGUCUCUGCCUCCAGAGAUGAAGGAGUUCACUCCGGAGUAUAAAGGUGUGGUGCUGGUUUGUUUCGAAGGCGAUUCUGACGGCUACAUCAACCUGGUGGCCUACCCCUACGUGGAGAGCAACAUGGAGGGAGGGACCGCAGAGCACGAGGAGCGUGAACCCCCCGAGAGGGAGCAGCCGAGGAGGAAACACUCCCGCCGCAGCCUCCAUCGCUCCUCCUCCUCCUCUGAACACAAGGAGGAGCGGCCCGACAGGAGGGAGCCGCACGACACCGAGACCUCUGAUAAUCUUGGAGAGCUGAAGAGUCCCAGGCUCGACCCAAAGAUCCACUCAGACGUUCCCUUCCAGAUGUUGGAUUGGAACAGUGGUUUGACAUUAGAGAAGAUCAGCCAUAAUCCCUGGAGCCUCCGCUGUCACAAACAGCAGCUCAGCCGCAUGAGGUCAGAGUCCAAGGACCGCAAACUCUUCAAGUUCCUGUUGUUGGAGAACGUGGUUCACCACUUCUCUUACCCCUGCAUCCUGGACCUGAAGAUGGGCACCAGGCAGCACGGAGACGACGCCUCCGAGGAGAAGGCGGCCAGGCAGAUGAAGAAAUGUGAACAGAGCACUUCAGCGACGCUGGGAGUCAGAGUGUGUGGCAUGCAGGUGUACCAGCUGAACACCGGUCACUACCUCUGCAGGAACAAGUACUACGGCCGCGGCCUGUCGAUCGAAGGUUUCCGCCAGGCCCUCUACCAGUACAUGCACAACGGAAAGGGCCUGAGGCUGGACCUCUUUGAGUCAAUCCUGAAUAAGCUUCGCAGCCUGAAGGCGGUGCUGGAGAGACAGGCGUCCUAUCGCUUCUACUCGUCUUCGCUGCUCAUCAUCUAUGAGGGAAAGGAAUCUGAGGGCCCCUCAGUCCUCAGCUCUGGGCAGCAUGCGGCCUGGCAGCAGAAGACUCCUGUGGCCCCUGCAGAGCCCCACUGUGGUCCCGGGCCCCACGCUCCUCUGGCCUCCUGUGAAACGGACAAGAGCCAGAACCCAGACCCGGGGUCACUGUCCUCUCAGGGACCUGGACUGAUGGCUCCACCCUCCCCUCAUCCUCCCCCACAGGCCCCGCCCACCAAGUCAGACUGCCACUCCUUCCUUCCCCCUCCCCCCUCGCCUCACUCACAUCAAGACUCCUCCUUCCCCCCUCCACCCGCCCCCCCACCCAACCAGCCCCCCGUGGUGGACGUUCGAAUGAUCGACUUCGCCCACUCCACCUUUAAGGGUUUCCGCGGCGACACAGCAGUGCACGACGGGCCAGACCGGGGCUAUGUGUUUGGACUAGAGAGCCUGGUCCAGAUCCUGGAGAGCCUGCGGGACGACAACCUGCCAUAGCUCCAAAUACACACACACACACAUACACACAUACACACACGCACACACAGCUUGCUGAGAGUUAGUUUGGGUCGUGCUGCUGAGAUGCCUCAGCUGUAAAUAUGGAACAGGGUUCUCUAAGACGUCACCAUGGAAACAUGGGCAUUCUACAGUCGAGUAGUUACUAUAGCAACAGGCAGGAGGUGGGACAGUGGAGCUGAAAUGGAAAACCUCUGCACAGCACAUACACUGGUUUGCGUGUCUAUACUUGUGAGGACCCUCACUGACAUAAUGCCGUCCCUUAACUUUAACCUUGACCAUCAAGGUUAAAAAAAAAUUACCCACAUGAUGCUCUGGAUGGGACUGAAAUCACGGACAGGUGAUGUUAAAAUCACCCCACCGCACCUCGAGAAAUAAAUCCAAUCCAAAGAAGACUUUACUCACUGUUUCUUCACUGAAGUGUUUGACAUUAGAAGCUGAUUUAAUAUUCAAGCGUCUCCCUGUUCAGCUUUAAUCUGAGUUUUUCACAUGUAGUGAUUUCGUAACAUCACAACUAGUUUGAAAGUCAAUCGUGGUCCAACGAAGAGAACUCCUAGUGUGAUAUGGAAACUUGAAGCCUCCAGCUCAUAAACAGAGUAACAGAGUAGACGUUUCAGUGAAGAAGGAGACAUCUUGUGUCCAGCAGUUAAACUUUUGCAAUGAAAAAAUAUUUUGAUGUUCCCUCCUCAGCAGAUGAAUGUGAAAACAACCGUCCAGUGUCAAACUCUGCACAGUGAAGCUCACACAUCCAUGUUAAGUAACAAUGAGCAAAACACAUGGAUGAGUGAGGAGGACUUGAAUCAUAACACCAGAUCAAACUUUGAAGGAUGUGAGGUCCUGGAAAGAUGUCCUCACUUAGCAAAAAUGUCCUCACUCACGAGGUCUGAAAUUCAAAUCGGUCCUCACAAAGAUAGACAAACAAGAACACACACACACAUAUCCUGGGAACAGUUGUCUGUGGACCUGUUUGACAGCACCAUGGAACAGAGCGUCCUUUCUGAACGACCAAUCAGCUGAAUCCCAGGGACCGCCCACUGAAGUUGGCCCACACUCUCUUUACUCACCCCCUGACGUCCCCCGCCACUCCGCUCCUCCUCACUCCUCUCAGUAAACCAAACCUGGACAGGUGAACUGGCUCUUUUAGCGUUACCUUGAAAACGCACUCAGAAACACAUCCAAGCAUCUGUGAAAGCAAUAGGUGGCGAUGAUGGACGGCAACUUUUUUUCUUCGGCAGUGCAGAGGGCAGCGUCGCCCGCAGGGAAACGGUAUUAAAGUGCAACAAAAAUUUGCAUCAUAGAAGUAGGCUUUAAGGAGAGAAUAUAGAUAAUUUUUUGAAACGCUAUAUGUCCAUUUUUGGGGCUUAAUUCAAAAACGCUAGUAGUGAGUGUCCUGUAAAAAUCAUCCUCUGGGUUAUUGUGAUAAUAUCAGAAGCGUAAGUGUCCGUUUCCCAAAUGUGGUCUGGUGAUAUUCUGUAUUUUUCAUCUGGUCAACAAAUCCCAUGAAAAUACUGAAACCAACAGUGACUUCAUCCAACAAACAGACGCCGUCUGCAUAUAAAAGCCUGAUAUAUCUUAUUCCUCUGUGCCAUAUGGCUCUGCUGUUCUCAAAACAACACACACGUAGUUUAUUUUGACUCAAUCCCACAUGUGCCGUCCUGCAGCUGGAAAUACUCACUAGAGCGUCAAAUGUGUGUUAAUCCGCUGUUGAAAAUAGUCCCCAACCAGUGUACUAUUUCCUCAUGUUUGAGUAACAUUUACUACAGUGGCCAACUGAUUUGGGAAAAUACUGAGCUUUUUUAAAAAAUAUAAAACUGUAUAUUUGUGAGACUUAAAGUUCUUCUAAAUAUACAGAUCAUAUAUAUAUAUAUAUAUAUAUAUAUGUAUAUAUGAGAGACAGUAGAGAGAUGAUUGUAAACAACAUCUCCAGCCGGACUUUGUCUGCGGACUUAGCGCUUCAUGGUCAGAGGUUUAAUCCCCGAGCUCUGAAAGUUCACUCUCGACCUUGGAAACAGAGUCUGUCGGCAGUCAACAAUAAUCCUCUUACAGCGUCCAUUUAGUGGCUGUUCUGGAGCUUUCAAUCUGCCUCUGCUGGUGGAGCUGCUCAGUUCUCAUGGGAUUGAUUAUAUAUGUUCAAAUUUCCAUUUUAAAAAAAAAUGCUUAAAUGACACGUUGACUUUUAAAGAUCAAAAGCACCAGAUCAGCUGCUAUUAAUAGUUUGUGGCAACAUUUAAGAAUGUGUAUUGGGAUUGCUUUGUCAACUACGUAUUUGUUCCAUGAGAUGAUUUAACACAUUGUUGGCUUUGGUCUUUUCAUGGGAUUUGAGGACAGUAACAAAAAUAUGGAGUAGUAUCAGCCUUAUUCUUUACAUUAGGGCUGGGUGACAUGGUUGGAUAACAAAAUAAGAACAAUAAACGGGUCCAAAAUCACACAAAACAAUCAAAUUUAUGUACCUUGAAAUAAACUAUGUUCCACUAUUAUUAUUCAAAUCAGAAAAAAAAACAUUUCACUUGAACUAAUUUCCCAGGUUUUUAAGUAUAAUUCUCUUGGAAUCAUUAAUGCGGUCCCACAGAGACCUGUAGUGUCACCCAGCCCUGCCUCAAAUGUGUCCCACAUGUGGACACACAAAAAAAAAGAAAUAACACAACUCAUCGUCCUGUAAGUGUCAGCAGAGUUGGUCACAGUGUCUCCACUGAGGAUGUCACCGUUUUAUCUCAUCCGAUCGGUCCGAUUAGACGGUGUCAGCCAAUCACACUUCGACAGGUUCCAGAGGCCGGCCGUGAUGCUGCACCGCCCCCUGCUGGACAGCAACAGGAACUCAACCCCAGGAGCUGGAAUAAGAGAGAGCAAAUAUGAAUAUUUUAUUUUUGGUUUAUUGAGGUGAUAAUUUAUUUUUUUAUUGUACCUUUACCCAUACGUGUGGGUAAAUGUUUUGUCUUUUACAUGUCUCUUCCCCCUCUAUAUGUAUAAAUUAUAAAGAAAUUAAGCGCAUCAAAGACACAGAGUGUGAAAUGUCAGGAGUAUAAGCAGUAUCAGUAUUAGAGCUACCUCGAGUCUGAUUUGCUGCUGAGGAAACCGAAGCAGCAAAUCCAGACUUGAGUCAGUUCCCUGAGCCUAAC